Messenger RNA from Fusarium venenatum, 2106 nucleotides. The record is from RefSeq and is a predicted model, not a curated record. NCBI's taxonomy places the organism in Eukaryota, Fungi, Ascomycota, Sordariomycetes, Hypocreales, Nectriaceae.
AUGAAUGCCGUUAGAAUAUCAAGCCAGAUCCGUUCAACUCAGCUCGGUCCGCGCGCAGCGUUGAUCCGUCGGCUACUCUCUACCAGGAGCUGUUUGCCGCGGCACAUUCAGCGAAUAACAAAAAUACAGCCGUUGUAUAGGACUAUAACAGGGACGAGUAAUAUCAUUUCCCCACGCCAUUCCUUCGCUUCGACGAGUGCCCGAGGCAAUGCCAGCGCGGCCACUUCCACCAACGGAAAGCCAUCCAGAGUUCCGAUAGAAGUCGACGGCAAAACCCUGGAAUUUUCUUCCAUUCUCCUGCGCGACUCUUGCUCAUGUCCUCGCUGCGUACACGAGCACUCCAACCAACGACUUUUUUCGACGGCCGAUAUCCCUGCCGAUAUCCAAGCCUGCUCCGUCGAAAUUGAUGCCUCUUCCGAAUCAAUCAAUAUUAAAUGGGACAAAGACGUCCAUGGGCACAGCAAAGACCAUGUUACAAACUUGAGCGUCGCAGCGCUACGAGAACUUAGCAUCUCGGGCUCUCUUCCGGGCUUUGGAAAAGACAGUCAUGAACCGCAGGUUCUUUGGACACGAGAGCCUCUAAACCUGCAAGAUUUCGAUUAUCAAGAGUAUAUGAAAGACGACAAGGCGGUUUAUAAGCUCAUUCAACAGUUGCGAACUGAUGGGCUGGCUUUUGUCACAAAUGUCCCUGGCGUGGAGAAAUCGGUGGCUGAGAUCGUUACUCGUAUUGGUCCCGUUAAAGACACUUUCUAUGGACACACAUGGGAUGUUCGUACCCUCCCUGAAGCUAUCAAUGCCGCAUAUACCUCCCAUGACCUGGGCUUCCAUACCGACUUGCUCUACUUCUACGACCCUCCGCAUGUUCAGCUCCUCCACUGUAUCCAGUCUGCAUCUACCGGAGGAGCGAGUGUCUUUGCCGAUGCAUACAAGGCCGCGGUCGACUUGUUCCAUACGGAUCCAGAAGCAUUUGAGACACUAGCGACAGUUCCUGUGAACUAUCACUACAACCAUCCCGACUCCAACGUGUACCGUAUCACAAAGCCAGUCAUUGAUCUCCGACCUCUCCGACUUGGUGAUAGAUCCUAUGCUAGUGUUCAAUAUUAUGUCAAAGAUUGGAACGAACUGAACAUUCAAAACGGUGGUUCAGGAUGGAGCGAUGCUGUCCUUGUAAAUCACAUGCAAAAAAUCAACUGGGGGCCUCCAUUCCUAGCACCCUUCUCGAAUCAUCAAGAUCCCAUGCUGAAAUAUGGGCCAAGGCAACCCCCCCUUAUGGAGUUGAAUGAUAAAGUUGACAAAUGGCACGAAGCCGCGUUCAAGUUCAAUGCACUGCUGCAAAGAUCUGAGUAUUUAUUUGAGCGCAAUAUGAACUCGGGGGACUGGUUCUUGUUUGAAAAUACCCGAACACUUCAUUCUAGAAGGGCGUUUGAGGCGGCUGAUGUUGGAAAGCCGAGAUGGUUGAGGGGAACAUAUGUCGACAAAGACUCGUACUUUAGCCAGUUGCGUGUGUUGAAGAAUAGGUUUGACAAAGCGUCGACCUUGACCCUCAUGGAUUCACAAGCAUCAGCACCAGGACCGUCUAGACGUAGCGAUGCGUCAAAGAUCAAGCGCACGCGAAAAGGAGUACCGAAAUCAAAGAACGGCUGUACAAAAUGCAAGGCCAGAAGGAUCAGAUGUGAUGAGAGACAACCCAGUUGUGACAACUGCCACAAGUUCGGAUGUCCAUGUCCCGGAUAUCAAAAAGAAAUUCGUUGGUCCAACAAAUACCAGCCUUCUCCGACAGCAGCUGGCCUAACCCGAGCUGAUCAGCGGGAUACGCAACCUCAAGCAGCCAGCUUACAGCAUGUGUCAGUUACCUCACAACACGAUAUCAUAGAUCUAGAAAAUGUAUUUGACCAAGCCUGGCCAACCGAGUCCUUGUCGCUCUCCCAUACCACGCCGUCUCACAAUCCUAUUUUCACCGCCGGUGAGCUUUUCUGGGGCCACUCUAUCGAUUUAGAGACAUUUGAACUAUCAAGUGUACCUCUCGAUCCAGUUACUGUACCUGAUUAUAGAAUUAUACAGAACCCUCUUCACAUACCAACUACCCUCAUUGAAUAUCUUAAAUGA